AUUGCGUUCAAUAGAUUGGGAAGAUUGGAUUCUAUCUUUAGCUGAAGUAUUUCCAGAAUGCUUUGUGGCAAUAAAAAUUCAUUGUGGGGUUCCUGAAUGGGCAUGGAGGGAUCAUCUGUAAUCGGAGAUUUCAAUGCUUGCACAUAACUCCUGGAAGCACAAGUGUGAUACUAAAUGCAGCCAAACUGCAUGCAUAACAGAGCACGCACACGCACUCUCGAGGGGAGAAGCUCUGAUAUUGCUGACAUGUUUUUCCCUGAACGGGUGCAGUCAACAAACCAGCCGUGGAAGCUUCAAGGGAGAAAGAGACGAAGGUUCAUACGACUCGGAAAGAAUAAGGGAGGCGGAGUUCGUUCCGCGAGUCUAAAGGAGCGAAAACCUCCAUAUCAAUCACCCACUCGAUCGUGAAACGGUGCAAGUUAACGCUUCCGCGUCAUGCAUGUAAAUACACGGAACGAUGUUGAGUAAGUAUACUUUGUUCGCCGGUAAGUUCGUGGCCAUUUCUCCCCGUUCCUGCACAUGCCUUCUGCCACAGAUAACAGAUUGGCAGUUAAGCACAAGACACACCAGACAAUCAGCUAUAGUCAGUCACUCACGCAAAGCAAAAAAGUUACACAUGGCCGGAAAAGAACACAACUCAAACACACAGGCGCUCUUGUCACCUAGCUUCCCGAAACGGCGUGCGCGCGGGGGGCCUCGCUCUUGUCUCCGGCCGCUAGCUAGCUAGCUCACUCCCCCCGCCCCGCACGCAUUGCCAAAGGAAAGGAGCAGCGCCUGCCUUCCAGGUUGGACGCCAAGGCGCAAGACGCCGAGAGCCCCGCGCGAACGGACGAUGGAGCAUUGGAGCCAGCUGCUUGUCGGACGAAAUUAACCGUGGUGCAAGGCACGCAUGGAGAACCGGACACCGCCGCCCCGAGGCGUGCGGGCCACGCACCCCGGCUUUGGCCUUCCCAGCGUGGGCGUGGCAACGGCCGAGGGCGCGCGCCGCGGCUAUAUAUGACCCGCCAUUGCCGCUCUCUCCGUCUCGCCACCGCCUUCCGUGGGAGCGAGGUUCCCUUCUUGGAUCGGAUCCAUUCCAGAGUGUAACGAACGCCGGUCGUGUUAAUUGGUUGGGGAUCGACAGAGAGUAGUUCGUUCGGUUCCCUAUCUAUCUAUCUAUCUAAGAUCGAGGAUGACGCCUGCUAGCAUGGUUGCCGUGCCCAAGAUCUGCCCAGGGUCGUCUUCGCUGGCGUUCGCGCCGUUCGGCGGGGAGCGGAGGAGGAAGCAGCCCCGGCUCUGCGUCUCCGCGGCCGCGGCGGGCGGCGGUGGCAUGGAGGAGCCGUCGAUGGCCGCGGUACCGGCGUCGCUGCGCGCGAUCCAGGCCAGGAGGAAGCAGCAGCAGCAGCAGGCGGGGGUGCCGCGGGCGGCGGGGAGCGCGGCCGGGUGCGCGGUGGCGGCCCUGGCGGCGGCCGUGGAGGCGGUGCAGGGUGCGGCGGCGGCAGGGGGCGCGUCCGGCGCCGGGGACGCCGUGGCGUGGGUCUUCCGCAAGGUGCACUUCGUCGAGUCGCCCGAUCUCGCCGUCGGGCUGCUCGGCCUCGUCGCGUCCUGCCUCGGCACGGCCGUCGAGAUGGAGAUGGAGCGGAUCAGGGCGUCCAAGGAGGCUGAAGCCGAGGCCCGCAAGACAGAGGAACCUCACGAAGAGGAGCGAGACGCGGAGGAGGAUGACGUCGAUGAUGACGCACCGCAGCUGGUGGGGCUGGACGUGGAGAAGGAGCUGUGGGCGAGGAUCGGCAUCCAGCACGGCGGCGACGACGACGACAUGCUCCCGCUGGCCGGCAUGGACGAGCAGGAAGCCAUCGACGCUGCCCACGCCGAGCGCCGGAAGGCGGCUUACGAGCGGAUCAUCGCCACCGCCGAAGCCAACUCCCUCAUCCUCUCCAACUACGCCCAGCUCCUCUACGAGUUCGACAAAGAUCACGACAGGGCGGAGGACUACUUCAAGCGGGCGGUGGCCAUCGAGCCGCCGGACGGCGAGGCGAUGCGGAGGUACGCCGUGUUCCUGUGGCAGGCCCGGGGCGACCUCGCAGGCGCGGAGGACAUGUUCACCAGCGCCAUCGACGAGGAGCCGGACAGCACCCACCACCGGAGCAGCUACGCCUGGUUCCUCUGGAUGACCGGCGGCGUCGAGACCUGCGUCAUCGACUCCUCCGGCUCCGGCAGCAACGACCCCGAAUGAAAAAAACAAACUCAACAAACACAGGGCCGCUUCUCGAACCAAAGACCAAGACCGACCUCGUCGGCAGGGCAUGUACGUGCCCCGGCGAUGGCCCCGGCCGGCCAUUUUAGAUGGUGCAUAUAGGUAUAUAUUGCGCACCGUCUCCAUAAGUAGCAUCGGCAUCGGCCCUUGUAGGGGCCAGUUUAUACUAGGGUGCGCGUGCCUGCACUGCAUGGCAGGAGCUGCCAACCUUAAUUACCCGGUCCGGUCAGGAGGAGGGGCAAAUAAUGUUGUCAAGCAAGCGCACAUAGUACAUUAGGUCAGUACUGCCUGUGUGGAUUGGAAUAAAGCAAGCAAGCAUGCAUCGCCGGUGAUGGCAUGCUGUUGCUAAACUGUGAACAAUAUCUCUGUAAGAAAAAUCUGGGAAGCAUAAGGUUCUCCCAUUUGUGUAUACUGGCACAAAUUAAUAAAGAGCAAUUGUGGUAUAUAUUGUUGUAUAUAUUUACGGCAUACAGAGAGUUGUACAUACACACUGAAAGGGGGGAAAGGGCAGAUGUUGUUAUCCUGGUGCUCU
Messenger RNA from Brachypodium distachyon (stiff brome), 2768 nucleotides. RefSeq lists its product as uncharacterized. Gene Ontology annotation, molecular function: protein binding. The record is from RefSeq and is a predicted model, not a curated record. The coding region runs from base 1172 to 2215 and encodes 347 amino acids. The transcript is spliced from 4 exons. Lineage: Eukaryota; Viridiplantae; Streptophyta; Magnoliopsida; Poales; Poaceae.